Molecule: messenger RNA, 3268 nt
Organism: Morone saxatilis (striped sea-bass)
Lineage: Eukaryota; Metazoa; Chordata; Actinopteri; Moronidae
Gene: ccdc146
Product: coiled-coil domain containing 146
Cellular component (GO): cytoskeleton
Source: RefSeq, a predicted model, not a curated record
CAAUUCCUUCAAAGUAAUCUUGAAUACUGUAUCUAUUUAUGUGUUUUGCGUUAGUGAGUCUGUCUGAGGAGCAGCAGGAUAGCAGGCCUCCCAGCAGAGGAAAAGUGAAGCUGGAGGAGGAGGAGGAGGAGGAGGAGGAGGAGGCAAUGGAGGAGGACAGCCCUCUAGUGGCCCUUGCACCUGAUGCUUCACUCCCAGAGGAGCUGCCCUCUGCCAGUACUGAUGUCUCUGCUAGUCCUGCUUUCCAGUGCUUAGAUGAGAGAGGCAAAGAGGUGCCGUGCUCAGUUGGAGAGGCUGCAGGCCGAGGUGGAGAGAACAGAGGAGCAGAGCACCUCUGAGCAGCCUGAAAGUGAGGUCAAUGAACUGAGGCAGCAGCUCCUCCGGGCAUACAAUGAACUGAAAGCUGCCGAGGACAGAGAGUACAAGACACAACACAAACUGAAGUGUCUCUGGGAAGAGAAGCGGUAUCUGGAGAAAGAGAAUGAGAUUCGGCCGAAACCUGCUGAGCUGGAGAGCAGAACAAAGGCCCUGCAGGACAAAUACGAGGAUCUGAGGAAAGAGGUUGCCCAGAGACAACUGGAAGUCAGAGGCCUGAUGGAAGAUGUGGAAGCCCAUGAAAUGCAGAUAUUGAAAGAACAGAAAGAGCUGGAAGACAAGAAGGAGAUCAUAGAGCUCAAAGAGGCUGAGAAAGCCCAGCUCAUCAGCAUACCUGACCAGAUUUUAAAGGAGACCGAACGGAAACGCUCUAAGAGGGGAGCUGCACUGAGGAAGAUGGAAGUGCUAAAUACAGAGAUUUCAGAAAUGGAGCAGCAAGUGAAGGAGGUGGAGCUGCAUAACCACUCCCUCAGGUUGAAGAAGGAGGAGUUGAACGAGGAGCUGCUGGGUCUCCGGGCUCAAGUCGAGGCCAGUCAGAGGGAGUGCAGACAGCUGCUGAAAGAGCAGGAGGUCAAAAGGGAGGAGGAGGUGGAAUUAACAGGGAACAGAGGUAUCCUGGAAAUGAAGUUGCAGAACAUCAUGUGUGACAGGAAGCACCUGUACGAGAGCCAAUCUGUGCAGCUCAAAGAGAAAAAUAGGCAGAUGCAAGCCCUCAAGAGGAUGGAGCAUGUGUUGACCACGGCCACUGAGCAGCUAGAAUGCACACAGUCCAUCUACAAUGAGCUGCAGGCACAGUUAGAUGCUCUUCCUAAAAGAGAGGCCAGUAUUCAGCAGAGGAUGGAGCUUCAGAAAGAGGUGGAUGCUCUCAAAGUCAGCUUUGAAAAACAGCUAUCAGUAGCUGAGGAGGAGAGCCAGAAGAAGCAGCAGUAUGGGGUGAUUCAGGGGCUGCUGAGGGAGUCAAACUGCCUCAGAGAAGAACUCCAUAACCUCAGAUGUCUGACACAGAUCAAAGCCGAGGAGAGGGGCCAGAAGCACCGUGAACUGCUUAGAGCCGAGCAGCUGAACCAGCACAUCCAGCAGGAGCUGCUAGAAAAGGACUUGAUCAUCAUGGACCACAACAAGCUGAAUACUAUGCUCCAGCGCAGAGUAUCACAGUAUUGUAAGCUGUGCCACAUGAUCAUGGAAGAGAAGAAUAAGUACGUCAAGCUGAAGCAGAUUGCCUCACAGACAAUCACAGAGCUGACGGAGCAGGUGAAGGUGCAGGAGAAUGAGACGGAGAUCCAACGUACCAUUGUCAUCAACAAGGACAGAUCACUCACAAAGGCUCGUAUGAAGAUCUCUAAUAGCUCCAAAAUGAGGGACAAACUGCUCAAUGACAUCUCCAAGGUUGCCUGGAAACAACGUCAGAUCAGUCAGGAGUGUGAGGACAACAAACUGGAGUUGAUGAAACUCACACAAAUGAUAAACCUUCAGGAGAAAUCACUUCUGGAAAUGAACAAGAAUCAUGAAACGGCCAUACAGCGCCGCAAUUUACUUGGCAUUCAGCUCCUGGAGCAUGAGGAGGUGUUAUUGAACUACUAUGAAAAGGUGAACAUCCAGGGGGCGGCCAUUACGAAGGGCAACAUGGCGCUGGAGACCCUGGAGAAGGAGAUGAAAGACUUGCAGUUGACGAUUAAUGAGGAGAAGAGACAGAUAGACCUGAAGAAAAAGGAGGUUCCACUCAAUAAAAAGUUGGAGGGAGAGAUCACCAUGCUGCAGAUAGAGUUGUCAGAAGCCAGGGACAAGACACUUGAGGGUUUGAAUCGAACGGUUGAAUACAAAGAGCUAAAAGGCAAAGACCACUCAACUGUGGAACUGGUCAAGAAGAUUGAGCAGCUGGAGGUGAAUCUAGCAGAGAGCGAGAGGCAGGUGCUGGAAAGAGAACUCCUUGUGGACCAGGUGACCCGGCUCUCAAAACCACUCAGCGAGCAGGCUGAGAACUGCCAACAGGACAGACUCUCAUUGGCGAAGAAGUUAAACAAGCUCCGAACUCACAUAAUCGACACCAACCACCGUUUGAUGGCCGUUUCUGCAGAACUUUCAAUGAAGCAAGCUGCUGCUUUGUCUCUCCAACAAGAAAUCAAAGAGAAAGAGCACCAGAUGGACAGGUGCCAGCAGCAGCUGGAGCAGGGCCUGCCACCAUGCCCUGAGAUAGAGGAGGAGUGGAGGAGGAUGCUCCGAGACAAGAAAAGGAGACAGAGGGACAAAGAGGAGAGAGAGAGGCUGGCUGAAGAAGAGGAGUGGAACCAGUUGCCUAAUGGAGAGUACACCACGGCCGAGACCCGACCCAACGCGUACAUCCCCCAGACCGACGCGCUCCCUCUGCCCAAACCCUACGGAGCCCAGCCCCCCUUCAGACCCUCCCAACCAGGAGCCAGCAUGAGACACAUCCGCAAACCAACGCUCAAACCCUUAGAGAUAUAGAACAACAACACACACACAAACUCGUGCCGGUUUGGUUCACGUCUUGUCCUUCAGAAACUUUUAAUCUCCACGUGAGGGAUCGGAAAUUUAAAAAGCAAAUGAGCAUUUUUAAAGAAUGUUUUCCAGCGGAGUUCAGCGAUUUGGCUGAUUCCGGCCCCCUUCGUCCACCCUCCUCCUCCUCUCUGAUUCUUGUAUAUUUUUGUGAGCUCACUGUCCAGAAUACCACUGCUGUUUUUGUCAUGUGCAUCUGGUUGUAAUUUUGUUUCCUUUUUACUUUUUUUUUACACUUACUGGCAAGAGCUUGUUCUCAUUUGCUGUAACACUAAAUUCUGUAGGAGAGUGGAAGGGAAGACAGAGGACACGGGGGAGAUUAAGUGUGUGUGUGUAUUGUUACAUCAUGUCCGCCAAUAAAAACUUCUGUAUUAUUUCU